AUGGAUUCCGCCGUGCGCCCGCCUGACGACCAACAGCUCGAUUCGCCCGCGCGUAUCCUCGAGCGCCUGCACCAGAUUGCCGGUUACGCCUGGGACGACUCGAGGGCGCCCUUCCACUCGACUUACGAUAACUGGCAUGUCUAUGGCACUAGGUUCGUCUCGCCCUUCUCCUCGGCCGGCACCGGCACCGCCUUGGCCACGCCCCCCGCCCCCUACUUCGUCGCGACCUCGCCCUCGUUGCCCAACCUCGGCCACCCGAGCCGGUCCUCUCCGUCAGACCAGCGUGUGCCAGGCUCGGUCGCGCACAGCGACGCCGGCAGUGACCGCUCUGCCGCGUCCCCCUCGGCAGCCCACUCGGUAGUGGCCGACGCCCCCGUCGUGGAGGAGCAGGUGGUUGCAAAGCUCUCGUACAACGUGCUCCGCGAAGAGAGGGCUUUCCAUAUUGCCAAGAGCUUGGUCGCUGGUGCGGAUCCUAACUGCGAACACAUUGUCAAACCGCUGGAGCUCAUCCGUCUGGCGCCGCUGCCCGGCGAUCGGGGUGCCAUCAUUGUCACCAUCUAUCAUUCUCCUGGCCCGGAUCACAUCUUCAGGGUCCUCGACCUAGGUCCCGCCUUCUACUAUGCGAAAAAGGAGAAGGAUAGGUGGGAAGCCCACCGGGACGAGACCCCCAAACUAGACCCUCCCAUCAGCCUUCAAAACUUCCUUGACUUCGCCAUCGGCGCCUCACAGUGCUUGGAGAUGAUUCAUCACGGCCAGGGCAUCAUCCAUGGCGAAAUACGGGGGGAUGCAUUCCACUACAGCCUUGAAUCAAAUAAGGUCAAGCUGGUUGCCUUUGGUUCUGGGCUGAGGUCGUUUGAGCACGGCCUCACAAGCACCGGCUGGUCUGCGCUAUCCAAGGAAUUGGGUGCCAAAAACAAGCUGCAGUAUAUCAGUCCAGAACAGACGGGACGCAUGCCCGCCGAACCAGACACCCGAACUGACAUCUACUCGCUCGGCGUUGUCUUCUGGGUCCUCCUGACGCAACAGCCCGUUUUCCAGGGAGAGACACCGCUGGAUAUAGUGCAGGGCGUCCUCGGCCGCCGGAUACCCAGCGUCUCGGCCAUCCGGAUCGACAUCCCGGAUGUCGUCGGACGCAUCAUCCAGAAAUGCACAUCCAAAAAUGUCAGCGAUAGGUAUUUUUCGGCUAGCGGUCUUCGAUACGACCUAGUUACAGUUCAGAAGCUCUUGAGCAGCGGCGACUUACUGGCUCUCAAGGAGUGGCAGAUCGCCUCGAGAGAUAUCUCGUCUUUUUUUAUGCUGCCGACAGCCAUGAUAGGACGGGAUAAGGAAAGAGCAGAGCUCUUGAAGGUCAUAGACAGUGUUGCCAAGAACCACGCUAUGAAUCAAAAUGGUGGCGUACAUCGUUUCUCAGACGCUUCAAACUUGUCGAAUGAGCACAACGAAGGUACCGAGGCAUCUAGCGAUGGCGCAAGUUCGGCCGACGAGACAAACAGGCAGAGCGCAUCCUUUGCACAGACUGUGUCUUCGGAACCAAGGUGGAAGACAAACAUUGUUACUUCAUCUCUCGGUCUCGAGUCGCUGAAUGGCUCGGGAGAAACUGGGUCCGACGGCAACUCAACAGUAUCGGCUAGUCCUCGUCCCCCGCGUCCAUGGGAACGCCACCCUAGCAUUGCCUUCGAUGCUGGGAGUCUUGCCGAUGGCGCCUCGGCUGAGGUAUCGCGGUUGAGUGCUCCGACAACCACCGACUCUUCUUCGAGUUUGUCGCGGCAGCUGGGCUCGGCCAAGUUUCAGCGGCAGGGCCAUUGCGAGAUCGUCGCAAUCGAGGGAACAGGCGGUUUAGGGAAGAGUUGUCUUGUCCAGUCCGUCUUGGCAGACGCGCGUAGGAGAGGUUACUGUGCGACGGCCAAGUUUGAUACGGCUAGACGGACUGCCUUUGGACCACUGUUGAAGCUUUUAUCCUCCCUAUUCCGCCAAGUAUGGGGCGAGAGAAACACAGAGACUCCUUUCCACCAGACGUUAAAACAAUAUGUCCGACCUAUAUGGCCCACCCUACACAAGGUCUUGGGCCUGCCGGAAUUCCUGCUAGGUCCCGUCGAAGCGUCACUGGCACGUUCUGGGUCCAACUCGCAGGCCACUCGGCCGGCCCCGAAGAGGCGCGGCUCUUCGCCCGAGAUAUUAGGCACACCCACCGUGCGUAGCGUCUCGAGCUCAUCUACGAUUUCACAAGACUUCCUCCGCGCGGGUAGCUCAACCAAAAGCAUUAGGCUGAUGAAUACGGUUCUCGACGUUUUGAGAAUGUUCACGCACCACAAAUUCAUAUGCUUUUGCCUCGACGAUCUCCACUCGGCAGACGAUGAAUCGCUCGAGCUCAUCACCCAGAUCAUCGGAGCGAGGCUCAAGAUGGUCAUCAUCAUAACAUACCGUCCAGAGGAGUCGACUGCUGAGAAGGUGCAGAAGAUUUUGAAUCCACCCAAGUCUGAGGAACAUCCCAGAGGCGCUGGCCCGGCCAUUACGAAGAUCACGUUAAUGCCCCUGAGCGAGGAUGAUAUAGUUCAAUACGUCUCGGCAACGCUUUCGCUACCCAAAGAAGAGGUUCUCCCGCUGGCUCUGGUUAUACAGUCCAAGACGGCGGGCAAUCCGUUCUAUAUGCGAGAAAUGCUCAACGCGGGCCAUCGGAAAAAAUGCAUAUGGUAUGACUAUCUCGUCGGCCAGUGGAAGUAUGACUUGGAUAAGCUCUUUGAUCAGUUCCAAGGAGAACAAAACUACGACGUCCUUGACACUGCCUUUAUUACCCGCCGCCUCAACGAGCUGCCUGUGGCUUCGCGAUGGAUCCUCGCUUGGGCGGCACUAUUGGGACAGGCGUUUUCGUUCGGUCUCAUUUGCAAGCUGAUGGAUGCCGAGUCCGCCUACACGGACGGGAUGCGUCCGUUGACGGGGAAGGAGAAAGCCGCCACCUCGAUACCGCCUUCGCAAGAGGCCAUCGCUGGGCUCGAAGCAGCGCUCCAAGCAUGCAUAAUUGUCCCCAGCGAUCGUGACGACCGUUUUCGCUUUGCUCAUGACAGGUAUAUCCAGGCGGCAUCCGCGCUGAAGGAGUGCGACGCCCGGACAAUGCACUUUACCAUUGCGCAGACUCUCCUCAAGCACUGCUCCGCAGACCCGACGCUGAGAGACAGCACAGCCUCUCACAUCUGCGAGGCUGUGGACAUUAUUAAGAAACGAGUAGCACACCGGAGACCGUACCGGGACCUAUUACUCCAAUGCGCCGAGGUCGCAACGGAAAGCGGCGCUCGGCCUACGGCGGCAAAAUAUUAUAGCAACGCCGUCGCCUUGCUCCAGUCGAGCGCGUGGGAAGAUGGACUCGAGGAUGUGUCGUACGAUGAGACGAUCAGACUCUACCUCCGUGCCGCCGAGAGCUACCUGUACAUGGGCCACCAGAGUGCCGCAAACGUGCUGCUCCAGACGGUAUUCAACCGCGCAAGGACCGCUCUUGACAAGGCACCCGCGUGGGUGCUGCAGUCGAGGAUAUUCGCCCAGAGCGGAGAGUCAAAGCAGGCGCUGGCCUCGCUCCGGCAAUGUCUGACAGCCCUGGGCGUGGAAGUCGACGAGCAACCCACGUACGAAAAGUGCGAUGAGAGAUUUGAGCGCCUGUCUGUCAGGAUACAGACCAUAGGCCGCCAGCAACUGCUCGACCCGCCCAGCUCGAGCGAGCCUGGCCUAUCCUCUCUAGGGGCAGUGUUGGCGGAGACUACGAGUGCCGGGUGGUGGCACGACACGCUCGAGUUCUACCAACUGUCCCUUCUUAUGAUGGAGGCGCAUUUUGAGCGAGGCGCGUUUCCUCAGUCGGGACUGGCCUUUCUGCAGCUGGCCAUCAUCGCGCUCUCCCGCUUCAACAUGGUGCACUUUGCGGUUGAUCUGGCGAAUGUCUGCCUAGAGUUGCUGGAGAAGUUUCGAGACCCGUACUCGUUGGCUAGGAGCUACAUGAUAUAUGCAAACUUUGUGGGGCAUGUCCAGCACCCCCUCGGGCUUGCUGCCAGCCAGCUCGAGGGAGCAAUGGAAUACGCCGCAGUUGCUGGAGACCGGAUAUCGGCCAUUCUGAGUUUCGGGCUCUCUGCCCAACUCCGAUUCUUCGCCAGCGAUAAUUGCUCCGACCUCGAAGCUUUCUGCCAGUACGGCUGCGAGGAAAUCCCCAAUUGGCACUUGGACACGCGAGGGGGCGUGCACAUCAUUGCCGUGAGACAGGUCUCCUGUGCUCUACAGGGGAAGACGCGCGUGUUACAACCUCUCGAAGUCAUGAGCGACGAGCAGCACAAUGCGACGACGUACAAGGCGUGGCUGGCGACCAACACGAACAACGGCGGAAGGUCUCGGCUAAUCUACGAGACUAUGGAAAUCGUUCCCCUGUUCCUGUACGGCCACUACGAGCGAGCGAUUGAGAUUGGAAAGGCUUGCAGCGAAAACCUGUCCCUACUGUGGUCGUCUCGCAACACGAGACUGGCCACGGUGUUUUACGGCCUGUCGUUGGCUGGACUGAUUAUCCGCCGGCAGAAGGAUCCUCGCCCGGUAGAAGAAGACUUCAAGGCCCAGGUCGAGGAUACGGUGCGCCAUGUCGAAGAGCUCAACAAGACCAUCAAGGACUGGCAGGUUGUCAAUAACGUCAACUACCUAGCUUGGUCCAAGCUGCUUGAUGCUCAAGUGUCGGAGAUGCUUGGCGACCAUGGCAAGGCCAUUCGGCAGUACGAGGAGGCGCUGGACCACGCGUCUGAGCACAAUUUCAUCUUUGAAGAGGCUCUCGGGAACUACCUGAUGGCAGAUGUCUUUGUCAGGAAUGCGGCAAGACGGUCGGCGCGGUCUGCGCUCAGAGACGCCGUGAGUCUCUUCCGCCAGUUUGGUGCCACGGGCAUCGCCGACCGUAUCGAGGCCGAGCACAGUCUCUUGCUCCACGGGCCCAUCCGAAACUGCCGAACCUCGGACGCCGGGGUCCAGACGGACUUUGCCGGCGAUGCCGCAACUGUGCAAUAUCACACAACCGACGGCGAAGGGGUCGAGGAAGCGCAGCACUCGACGCAAGCUGCCUUGGCGGCGCUCAGGGGGGAGCGCAUGUCGGCUUGGAGAGGCUCGAUGCAGCCACAGGAGGCUGGGGCCGGGCUGCCUGCGCUUGAUAUGAUCGAUCUGCAUGCAAUCAUCGUGUCCUCGCAGGUCAUAUCAUCGGUCCUCAGGGUGGACGAGCUGCUCAAGACCAUGUGCGACGUGAUCCUCCAGACAUGCAGCGGAUCUGCGACUCUCGCCGCCAUCGUCGUGCAGGACGAAGGCACCACAGACUGGUGCGUCGCCGCGAGCGGUGACCCGGAAAAAGGAGCCGAGGCCCACAUCCCCGGUAUUCCCCUCAGCGGGGCCGACCUCGUGGCCGAGAACGUAAUACUCUACUGCACUCGGUUCCGCGAGGUGGUCUUCCUCCGAGACCUCGUCAGCGACGAGAGGUUUGGUAACGUGAGCGAGUCCUGGCUGCGGAAGAAUCCGCACAGCAAGGCCGUGAUCGCCAUCCCCAUCUGCCACGGAGCGAAGCCGCUACUCGGUGUUCUCUACCUGGAAGGAGUCCCGGGAUCUUUCACGGACCGCAACGUCACGGUCCUCCAGCUCCUCGUCAACCAGAUUGGCAUCAGCUACUCAAACGCCCUGGCCAUGAAGGCUGUCGAGAAGGUCUCGGCAGAGAACAUCUCCAUGGUCGCUCUGCAGAAGCGAGCCUUAGCGAAGGCGAUCGAGGCCCAGUCAAAAGCCAAGAUUGCGGAAGCCGAGGCGAUCCGGAACGUGAAGCUUGCAGAGGAGGCCACAAAGGCCAAGUCCAUCUUCCUCGCCAACGUGUCGCACGAGCUGCGCACCCCGCUGAACGGCGUCAUUGGAAACUCGGAGCUCCUCAGGGACAGCAGCCUCAACAAGGAGCAGCUCGAGAUGGCCGAUUCCAUUAGGGUGUCGGCAGACCUGCUCUUGACCGUCAUCAACGACAUCCUCGACUUUUCGAGAAUGGAGGCUGACAAGAUGAAGCUCUAUAUUAUUGCUUUCAACCCCGAGGAGAUGGUACGAGAAGUCGUCCGGGCCGUGUCGUACAGCAACCGCGAGAAGACGUCAAAGAAGAAUGUCCGCAUCAUCCAGGAUAUCAACCUACCGCCGAUCUUGAUUUAUGGCGACCCCAUCCGCCUCCACCAGGUUCUCGGCAACCUGAUCGGGAACAGCCUGAAAUUCACCGAGGAUGGCUCCAUCACCAUUGGAGCGCGGAUCGAGUCCGAGACCGAAAACCAGGCAACGCUAACAUUUUGGGUCAAGGACACAGGGAUAGGAAUCUCGGCACAGCAGCUCGAGAACUUAUUCCAGCCGUUCAGCCAGGCAGAUGCAAGCACGGCUAGGAAAUACGGCGGGAGCGGGCUCGGCCUCAGCAUCUGCAAGUCCCUGAUCGAGACAAUGAUGAAGGGCACAAUUCGGCUAGAAAGCCAAGAGAGCAUCGGAACUACAGCGUGGUUUACCGUUACGUUUGAGAAGGCCAGGCCAGAGGUGGUUGCUGGAGACGCGCAGAACACACCGACGGAACCUCAGCCCCAGAGGUUGCUUGUCGAACGGGAGCCUGCUCCUUCGUAUGGUGUGGAUCUAAGGCAAAUACCCAAGGACCAGCUGCGGAUUUGCAUUGCCGAGGACAACGCCAUCAACGCCAAGAUCGCCAUGCAGUACAUGCACCGCCUGGGGUAUCCGAAUGUCGACAACUACGACAACGGGCUGAAAGCGGUCGAAGGUCUCCGCGAAAAGGCUCGGCAGGGCGUCCCCUACCACAUCAUCCUCAUGGACGUGCAGAUGCCUGUUCUCGACGGGUACGAGGCGACCAAGCUACUCCGGAACGACCCCCUGGACUCGGUUCGUAAAAUACUGGUUAUCGCCAUGACGGCAUCCGCGAUCCAGGGCGACCGCGAGAAGUGCCUGGCGGCGGGCAUGAACGACUACCUUGCCAAGCCGGUCCGGUCUGAUGUGCUGAAGAAGAAGCUGGACACCUACCUGGGUUUUCAGGUCAGUUCAACCUGA
This is a messenger RNA of Lasiosphaeria miniovina, 7062 nucleotides long. RefSeq lists its product as uncharacterized. Gene Ontology annotation, molecular function: histidine phosphotransfer kinase activity; phosphorelay sensor kinase activity; ATP binding. Bases 1 to 7062 code for a protein of 2353 amino acids. NCBI's taxonomy places the organism in Eukaryota, Fungi, Ascomycota, Sordariomycetes, Sordariales, Lasiosphaeriaceae. The record is from RefSeq and is a predicted model, not a curated record. The transcript has a single exon. Gene Ontology annotation, cellular component: plasma membrane. Gene Ontology annotation, biological process: protein autophosphorylation; phosphorelay signal transduction system.